Benincasa hispida (wax gourd) is the source of this 2058-nucleotide messenger RNA. Its product is annotated as transcription initiation factor TFIID subunit 6-like. Gene Ontology annotation, biological process: RNA polymerase II preinitiation complex assembly; transcription initiation at RNA polymerase II promoter. Gene Ontology annotation, molecular function: protein heterodimerization activity; RNA polymerase II general transcription initiation factor activity; transcription coactivator activity. Gene Ontology annotation, cellular component: SAGA complex; SLIK (SAGA-like) complex; transcription factor TFIID complex. NCBI's taxonomy places the organism in Eukaryota, Viridiplantae, Streptophyta, Magnoliopsida, Cucurbitales, Cucurbitaceae. The record is from RefSeq and is a predicted model, not a curated record.
UUGUAGUUGGUAUAAUUCAACCAAAAAUAUUUAUAUUGAUGACUCUCAUGACGUUCAACGGACCCAACCGGCCAGCCUCUGAACCGGAGAACGACCGGCCGGUGCCUUCCGCCGUUGCUGCUGACCUUCUCCUCCUUUCAGGGUUCUGUCGAAUCCAAAGGUACAUGAUACUAUAGCAGAAUUUGUAUCUAUUAGGGAAAAUUGUACAGAACGAACACGAACACGAACACCAACAUAUACAUAGUUUGAUAAUAUGAGCGUUGUUCCGAAAGAGUCGAUUGAAAUCGUUGCGCAGAGCAUUGGGAUUUCCAACCUUUCCCCUGAGGUUGCUCUUGCACUCACUCCUGAUGUCGAGUACCGGGUCCGUGAAAUCAUGCAGGAGGCAGUUAAAUGUAUGCGUCAUUCAAAGCGAACUGUUCUCUCUUCCGUUGAUGUUGAUAAUGCACUUAAAUUAAGAAACUUAGAGCCAAUAUAUGGCUUUGCUGCAUGCGAUAGUUUGCAGUUCAAAAGAGCUGUUGGACACAAGGAUCUCUUUUACAUUGAUGACAAGGAUGUGGAGUUAAAUAAUGUUAUUGAGUCACCUUUAGCAAAAGCAACGGUUGACACAUCAGUUGUUGCUCACUGGCUGGCAGUUGAAGGUGUUCAGCCUGCAGUUCCAGAGAACUUGCCGACUGAAGAACCCCAUGAUGGAAAGAAAUCCGACUUGAAGGAGGAAGAACUUCCUUAUGACACUAAACCACCUACUAAGCAUGUGAUUUCAAGGGACCUUCAGCUUUACUUUGAGAAAAUAACCGGUCUGAUCUUGAACAAGUCUGGGUCUAUUCUCUUUAGAGAAGCUUUAAGGAGCCUGGCAGUUGACUCAGGAAUUCAGCCUUUGCUUCCAUACUUCACGUGCUUCAUUGCCGAUGAGGUUUCGAAAAAUCUAUGUAAUUGUCAACUCUUGAUUGCUUUGAUGAGGAUGGUCUGGUGCCUUCUUCGAAAUCCCCAGAUUCAUAUGGCACCUUAUUUACACCAAUUGAUGCCGUCCAUCAUUACCUGCCUUGUUGCCAAACAAUUAGGUAAAAGAUUGUCUGACAAUCAUUGGGAGCUUAGAGACUUAGCAGCAAGCCUGGUUUCUUUGAUAUGCAAAAGAUUUGGACAUGUUUAUCACAAUAUUCAACCUCGUGUUACAAAGACUCUUCUCCAUGUUUUCUUGGACCCCUCAAAAUUAUUGCCUCAGCAUUAUGGUGCAGUUCAGGGGCUAGCAGAUCUUGGUCCCGAUGUGGUUCGCCAGUUUAUACUACCAAAUCUUGAACCGUAUAUGCAAUAUCUAGAGAUGGAGAAGCAAAAGAAUGAAAUGAGGAGGCAUGAAGCUUGGCAAGUUUAUAGGACGUUACUGCAUGCAGCUGGUAAAUGUAUGCAUGGUUGGUUGAAGGUUUUUCCUCUCUCUCCAUCUCCACCAAUGCGUAGUACUUUGAAGAUAAAUACGAAUAUCAAUGGGAAAAUCGUGAAGACAAUUUCAAAUAAACGCAAAGCCAGUUCAGACAACUCGGUGCAGCAACCAGCACCCAAAAAGAUGGCAACAGAUAGCACAUUGGGCGCAAUCCCGAUGAACUCCAUGAUAGUUGAUAUGCAAGGAGCUACAACUGGGCUCCCGACACCACUCGGAGGUUCAAACAUCGGCGUCGGUCGAAAUUUCCCAAAUGAAACAAGGCCAGGUAGGGAAGGUGAACUAGGCUUUAAGGGUUCUACUGCUCUUGCUCUAGCAUGGAAAGAAGAUUUGGGUGCUGGGCCAUUGCUGACUUCGCUUUUUCCACUUUUUGGGGAAGAUCUGUUUUCCUUCAUCCCAAAACCUGAGCUAUCCUUCUUUUUGUGAACCAUUUUAGAGAAUAUUUUGAAAUUUUCUUAUCAAAUGUUUUUUUUGUUUACAGCAAGCAACUAGAUUGUGUAGCCACAGAAUGUGGUCAUGUUGUAAUUAUCACUAAAAAAUCUUGAAAAGGUGGUCAUAUCCUUUUGAAGAAUAGUUCAAUUCCAUUUAACUUUUGAGGAAUAUUGUUAUGCAAGGCUAUGUAUCGUUUA